This is a messenger RNA of Contarinia nasturtii (swede midge), 2996 nucleotides long. RefSeq lists its product as uncharacterized. The record is from RefSeq and is a predicted model, not a curated record. Bases 893 to 2362 code for a protein of 489 amino acids. The transcript is spliced from 9 exons. Lineage: Eukaryota; Metazoa; Arthropoda; Insecta; Diptera; Cecidomyiidae.
UAAUAUACAUAACGAUAUUUGCACGCUCGUCGAAUGUUUAUGUGCAUUGUGCGCACCGACUGCAUUAAAUAAAAAUACAGCUGAUUCGAUAUAUGUGCAUCGCUUCAUUUUUCAUAUUAAAUAGGGUGAUUAUUAUUAUUUACCACGUGAAAUAUGUGUGUGGAUUUCAUAAAUUCCAUCUUAUUGGGACACAGUGUGCGCGCGUACGUGCAAUGAAAAUAUUGUUAUUGCUCUUUUGAAGAAUGCUUCUCAAAGUGCACGAUGCACAUAUUUGUUAAAUAUAUACGCUAUAUAGCGCAUAAGGACACAAACAUACAGCAUAUAUGCAUCUAUAUGUAUGCGAAUGGAAAACGACCACUGCAUUGGAGUUUGAUGGGGGUUUUUUCGUUGCUUUUUUGCAAAUUUUGUUUCAAUCAAGUCAACGUAGAAAAGCAAAUAUGUCUUAAAUUUUAUUAAUUCGUUGUUCGUGCAUACUUCCAAAAUAGUAAUUAAAUAAAUACAAAUUGAGCUUUCCAUAUCGAACAUGGACUGAAUUAAUUACACAACAAAAAGUGUCUUUUUUCGAUUUUAACUUCGUAAACGUAAGGGGAAAAGAUCGUAACCACAUAAUUUGAUUUAGGUAGAAAAAAAAAAAAAACAAAACAACCACAACACGGGUAAUUGGUGAAGCACACAAUCGGUGAGCAAAUGUUUUCGAGCCUUAUCGCACGCAUAAAAAAUAGCACAGAAACCAAUUUCAAGCGACAAAACAUUCGUUUUGCGGAACCAAGAACUAUUGCAGUUGUAACGUUGACUUCGAUAAAAUUGGCAUGAAAAUUGUGCUCCAAAAAAAUUAUUAUUUCGUACAAAUAGAAAAAUAGAUACAGCACACGAAUCAAGGUCGGUUCUAAAUAUGGUUGAUUUACAAGCAAACGAUCAAAAUAGUCGCAAAGGUUCCGAUGGUAAAGUGAAAAUUCUAAUGGAUCGAACACCAAGUUUUUUAAAAUCGAAAUUUUUAUCAGUGCUCGGCAGUAGUAAUGACCUAAUUAAUGGAAUAACGACCAAGCUCGAUAUUAACGCAACAUUAAGCUCAUCAUCUGAAUCACAGUCAAAUGAUCGAAAUUCAAAUAAAAACAGUGGAAAACAUACGGAUGAUGUUUCACUGGAUGAACAUAUAAUUGAUUUUGAUGCACGAAAGGUGAAAGAGAGAAGAGCGCACGACGAAGUUUCAUCGGGGAAAUAUCGUCAUCCGAAUUUUAUCACUAGGAGUAAAUCGACGAAUACCAAAAAGUGCAAUAUGAUUGAUACAAAUCCAGAGUCUUCUUUAAGCGAAAGUAAUAGUAAUUCCAUGAUCUCAAAGACACCCACAUCGGUGCAUACAUUGGCUGGUGAUUUACCGAAAGAAGAUUCAAUCGAUGUGAAUCAAACAAAAGACGCUGAUAAAACGAUUAGCUGCUUAUCAAUUCCGCGAGGGAUGACUGCAUUCGAUUCGAAUGGAGAAAUUGAUAUUCAUCAAUUUAGUGUGAGCGAAGCAUCAAUCGAAUUAAAACGAUGGGACUAUUCGAACUCCGACCACUCGAUACAAUCGCUAAAAUCAAUAGCUAGUCUUGAAAGUCAGUGUGAAGAUGAUACAUUGGAGUUCAUACGACGCUAUGUCGAUAUUUUAUUCGAUAAUAGUGCUCAACUAACAUUGGAAUUAAAAUCUGAAUUUGGCCUUAAAUCAAGGACUGAAAUCGGUCGUCUUUUAUUCGCACGCUUGGUGAGUGCACAGCGGUCACGUUCGAAAAAAGUGAACGAAAACACAUUUUAUUCGUUGGUUCAACAUUUUGCUAUCGUGCUAUUUGAAUGCCAUGAAAAUGAUGAUUUCAGCCCAGCUAAAAUAUUGAUGAACAUGUGCUUCACGUUUUUCUAUGAAGUUGAUGUGCCGGGAUGCGAACCCUAUCGUGAAUAUUUGUAUACAUACUUACGUUUUCAGCCGAUUUGGCAGGCGAUUCGUUUUUGGAAUGCAGCUUAUUUUGACGCCGUACAAAGUGAACGAAGUCAUCGUCCAAUUCCACAAACGAUAACCGUUAAAUUGGAGUCCGAUUCGAGUGAUGAGGAUUUGAGCUCGGGAGCAAAAUCAGUUCAAAGACAUUUGGCUAGAGAUGUUCAAGCGAAUUUGGAAAUGAUUAAAGAUGAUCAAGAAUUUCAACGAAACAUUUGUUUUGGCCAAUUAGGCACAUUCACUUGUAACAUGCACGCUUUUGGUCUCAACAAAGAGCUAUGUGAUGAAUUUUUACGGAAGCAAAGUGUCAUUUCCAAUAUUACAAAAGAACAAGAAAAAAUGUUGCACGACAAUAUCAGCCGUAUGUAUAAAGAAACGGACAAAUGGAGAGCCAACUGAAGUUAUUCUCUACCGCAACAGAUGAAUGGCCUACAUUUUAAAAUCGUUAAAAAAGCAUAUUUUCUCAACAUGGUGCUAAACACGGUGUUAGAAUAAGUCAAAAACACAAAAAAGUAGAUAGGUGUUUUUAAACUGAAACUGUUUUAAAUAGAUUUGUUCACGAACAUUUAUUUUUUAAAAUGAUAAAAAUUUAAAUACAAUUAAUUGAAUAUAUUUAUGUUGCGAUGAAUGACAAUUUUGACAGAUCAUAUUGUAGCUUUUAGACAAAAAAAAUCUUUCUCACAAUUUAAUGCCGUACACCUGCGAAAGAAAAAACCCAAUAGUAGCGUUUCUUAAAAAUGUAGUGGUAAAUCUUAAUGUUUUUCUCUAUGAGUAGGUGUGUGCGGAAAAGUAAAAACUCAUUCAACAUCAAUCGGUGAUAGCACAAACUCUGAAAAUUUGGUUUCCAUCAGCUCCAAAUAUUCCAAAAAUGACCUCGUUGCAUCAAUUGUUGAUUCCGGUGAGAAUUUCUCCAUACAAAAGUGUCAUUUCUCAGCAGCGACAUUCAUCUAAUUUCUCUGGGUCUCCUAUUUUAAAUUUCAUCAUUAAAUAAUACACAUUGAUAUAUAAAUUGCCAUAAAUGUGCAAUAAAUAU